AUGGCCUACCAAGCGGGUUAUUACCAGACCUCCCUCCCAAUCGCAGUACCUGCAAAGCCUCAAUAUGCUUCAUACUACCCCCAGCAAAACCAACCAUACGCAGUUUCGCCUCCUGAGGCUGCUGAAUCUGUCACUAGCAGCACCGGCAUGACUCCAUCAUAUGGUCAUUCGGGCUACUCUGCAACUUCCGAUAGUUAUGCUGGGAGCGCAAGCCACUCCGAGUACGAUAGCGCUUCUUCUGCCAAUGGCGUAGAUAUGCAAGAAUACAUGCAGGAUCGGUUUGCCGGUGCCUUCGAUCCUCUCCCUCUUGACCGCACUUUGGCCAUGCAAGCGCAGACAUCUGGCUUGCUGAAUGCGAAGCAACGAGAACUUCAAGAUUUGCAGGCUCUAGCCCAGCAGCGUCUCGCGAGAUCCAGAGCCAGAAUGGCCGAAGGAUAUCAGGACGCGAAAGAGGUGAAGAGAGACUUGGAAUGGACACAGAAGCGUGUCUCAAAUCUUAAAACCGUGACGGCACGCAAACACCCCAAGGAAUACAAGCAAGCACGUGCGCGGUAUCCAUCGCCAGAGUACUGA
Molecule: messenger RNA, 573 nt
Organism: Amorphotheca resinae ATCC 22711
Lineage: Eukaryota; Fungi; Ascomycota; Leotiomycetes; Helotiales; Amorphothecaceae
Exons: 3
Coding region: 1-573 (190 amino acids)
Biological process (GO): endosome organization; regulation of protein localization
Cellular component (GO): endosome; BLOC-1 complex
Source: RefSeq, a predicted model, not a curated record